UGAAAGCUUUUUUGGGAGGUAGUUGUGAUCAGAUGACAAAGAUGGAGCUUGUCAAACAGAAGGGAGAGCAGCAUUUUUGGACAGCUCUGGCUUUGAUGGGUGACUAGUUAUAGCUGUGCACGCAAAUCUAAAGCGUGGUAAAUAGACUUUGAAAACGUACAAGCUUCUAAAAACAGUCCGCUAGCAAGCUAAGCUAAGCUAACACUCAACAGCGCUACAGAGGAGAAAAGCGGCGGAAAAACACUCUGAGGUUAUGAACUAUCCCGCCUUUAAAAUGCGACCAAUUCUAAAUAUCGUGACAAUACGAUAUACAUGCGCUGCUACUUUUAGCCGCCACAGCGAUUUAAAACCCGUGGAGACGUUUCCUUUUACCGAUUUCCGGUACGUUUUUGCCUGCCUGCCACGAUACAAGCCAAAUUAGAAAACAAACACAGCGCCAUCUUGUGUUUAGGAGGACUCAUUGAUCUACUGAAGGACCGGUUAAUUUAAAGAAAAAUGAACCAGUAUUUUAGAACUUAAAAAUUAUAAUACUGCACUAUUUUCUGUCAGAACAGCCCUAAACAAACUUCCUGUGUCAUACCAGAGCCCUUAAGUAAGGUUUUUCACGAUGAAUGUGUCUCAGACGAUGGAGACAGAGGAGGACCUCCUGACUUGCCUCCAAAUCAAGUUUUACCAUCCUCAGCAGAGCUGUAAGGGCUUUUAUGGUCGGCUUCCUCUGGGGACCAGAAGAAGACACACUGCCGACGACCCUCUCAGGCUGGGCCGUGACACCGAAGCAUGUGCCUACGUCCUGCUUGAUCCCCGGGUGUCCCGUAAGCAGCUGGCACUCUACGCCUACCACAUUCCCCAGAGCUCAGAGAUGCUGUUUACCAUCCAGAAUCUGAGCCAGAGGGGGAAACUGUCAGUGAACACCUCAGCGCUGGGCUACCUGGAGAGGAUGGAUCUGCCAGACAAAGCUCUGAUCCGGUUCGGAGAGUAUGAGAUCCUGAUCAUCCGCGAGUCUGGUGAGGCCAAGGCCAACUUUGAGGUAGAGUUUGAGGUGCUGGCAGCACCUCCUUCCAGAGAGACACCCAUGAGCACAGACUCAAAUAUGAUGAACAACUUCUCAGCUGAGCUCAGCGUACGCAACCCUCUAGAGAGUGAUGAGAUGCACUAUCCUUACUGACAUGUAUUCUGUUUAUGUUAAUGACUUAGUGAACUUAGGGGCAAAUUGCUGUGGUGUUGUUACAUUAGAGUUCGAGCUGGCUGAGACAAAUUGUACCCUGUAGAUAUUAAAAAACUCUGAUCAUAAUAUGAUUACAGCUACAUUUAAAGUGUUUUAAAAUGCAAAUGUUUUAGAACCUUAAAGCUACUUGUUUCUAUAUUUUCAGUGUAAGAAAUUAAACUGUUUU
Messenger RNA from Oreochromis aureus, 1391 nucleotides. Its product is annotated as TRAF-interacting protein with FHA domain-containing protein A-like. The record is from RefSeq and is a predicted model, not a curated record. Lineage: Eukaryota; Metazoa; Chordata; Actinopteri; Cichliformes; Cichlidae. The coding region runs from base 608 to 1165 and encodes 185 amino acids. Gene Ontology annotation, biological process: canonical NF-kappaB signal transduction. Gene Ontology annotation, molecular function: protein binding. The transcript has 2 exons.